Molecule: messenger RNA, 881 nt
Organism: Nasonia vitripennis (jewel wasp)
Lineage: Eukaryota; Metazoa; Arthropoda; Insecta; Hymenoptera; Pteromalidae
Product: histone H1-like
Exons: 1
Coding region: 222-875 (217 amino acids)
Biological process (GO): chromosome condensation; negative regulation of DNA recombination; nucleosome assembly
Cellular component (GO): nucleosome; nucleus
Molecular function (GO): double-stranded DNA binding; nucleosomal DNA binding; structural constituent of chromatin
Source: RefSeq, a predicted model, not a curated record
AUUUCAAUAAAUGGAGACAUUGAAAAUCAAAAGAGAAUUAAAAGUAUCGGUAAAAAUUGAAGCACGAAACGAUGCUUUAACCGCGUCGAAACGACCAAGGCCUUCUCCGACGUCCGUGCUCAGUAGCUAAAAUCGGACAUACUUACCAGUCCGAGCCAUUCCACGACUUACCGUCAAAGAAGAAGCAUUGAUCUCAUCUGACCUCCAAUUCUCAAUCUACAAUGAGUGACGCAGUAGCAGAGACCGCCCCGGCUGCGCCAGCCACACCAUCGCCGAAGAAGACCGCAGCGGCAAAGAAAACUGGAGCUGCCAAGAAGCCAGCGAAGCCCCGCACUCACCCUCCGGCGGGUGAGAUGGUCUUGGCUGCCAUCACCGCUCUGAAGGACAAGAAGGGAUCGUCCCUCCAGGCGAUCAAGAAAUACAUCGCUGCCUCCUACAAAGUCGACGUAGAAAAGCAGUCGACCUUCAUCAAGAAAUUCCUGAAAUCCGCGGUCGAGAAGAAGACCAUCGUUCAGACCAAGGGCUCCGGAGCUGCUGGUUCAUUCAAGCUCGCUGCCAAGGCCGAGGGCGAGAAGAAGAUCGCCAAGAAACCGGCAGCUAAGAAGCCUGCUGCGAAGAAACCAGCUGUCGAGAAGAAGGUCGCGACCAAGAAACCCGCUGCCAAAAAAGCUGCUGCAGCUAAAAAACCAGCUGCUGCCGCUAAGAAGCCGAAAGCCGCGGCUAAACCUAAAGCAGCCAAAGCUACGAAGCCCAAGUCACCAGCAAAGGCGAAAAAAGCAGCAGGAAAAGCACCAGCUGCGAAGCCCAAGGCACCAAAGCCUAAAAAAGCGGCCGCUCCCAAAGCUGCAAAGCCUAAGGCCGCAGCAAAAAAGUAAAUUAAA